Molecule: messenger RNA, 252 nt
Organism: Aspergillus vadensis CBS 113365
Lineage: Eukaryota; Fungi; Ascomycota; Eurotiomycetes; Eurotiales; Aspergillaceae
Exons: 3
Coding region: 1-252 (83 amino acids)
Source: RefSeq, a predicted model, not a curated record
AUGGAUCUCGUUCAGAAGUACGGCCACCUCAAGCACGAUCGACGCCGGAGCUCCCUGCAGCAGCAAAUUGCGGAAGAGGAACGCCACCGGAAUCAAAUGGCUAUCAACUCACUGUUAGGGAGCUUUGGGGGUUCGGCAAACGAUCAUCCAGACCGACGAUCCAGUGGUGCGGGGAAUAUGGCGAGCAUGAUCGAGGAGUUCAAUAAACGGAAAUCAGUGUCCCCGGAUACCAAUGUCGAGCAAAAAGAGUGA